AUGGCUAGAAUGCCUUUAGAACCUCUUAUAGUGGGGAGAGUCAUAGGAGAGGUUCUUGACUCUUUUACCACUAGCAUAAAAAUGACUGUGAGUUAUAACAAAAAGCAAGUUUACAAUGGCCAUGAGCUUUUCCCUUCAUCUAUCAACACCAAACCCAAGGUUGAGAUUGAUGGUGGUGAUAUGAGGUCCUUUUUCACACUGAUUAUGACAGACCCUGAUGUUCCAGGCCCUAGUGACCCUUAUUUGAGAGAACACUUGCACUGGAUAGUGACAGACAUUCCAGGCACAACAGAUGCUACAUUUGGGAAAGAGUUGGUGAGCUAUGAGAUCCCAAAGCCUAAUAUUGGGAUCCAUAGGUUUGUGUUUGUCCUGUUCAAGCAAAAGCGUAGGCAGUGUGUUACUCCACCUACUUCAAGGGAUCACUUCAACACACGCCAUUUCGCAGCACAAAAUGAACUUGGCCUCCCUGUGGCUGCUGUCUACUUCAAUGCACAGAGGGAAACGGCUGCAAGAAGACGCUAG
This is a messenger RNA of Sphenostylis stenocarpa, 522 nucleotides long. The record is from the annotation of a GenBank genome assembly. Lineage: Eukaryota; Viridiplantae; Streptophyta; Magnoliopsida; Fabales; Fabaceae.